This is a messenger RNA of Penicillium olsonii, 585 nucleotides long. Lineage: Eukaryota; Fungi; Ascomycota; Eurotiomycetes; Eurotiales; Aspergillaceae. The record is from the annotation of a GenBank genome assembly.
AUGUCAUCCAACGUUGGGCUCACAACCCCCCGCGGCAGUGGAACCUCAGGCUACGUGCAGCGGAACUCCGCCUUCAUGAAGCCCCGCAACACAGGCUACGGCGCGCCCUAUCCUCCCGUCUCCGGCGCAAAUGGAGCCAUGGACCGACACUUCAAGCAGCGCAUGCCCGACAAGCAAAUUCUGGAACACGACCGCAAGCGCGCAAUCGAAGUUAAAGUCAUGGAAGAGCGGGAUCGAUUGGAAGAGGAGAAUGAGCGGAUUGAAGAUGAGCAGAAAAGCAAGAGCAAGAGCAAGAGCAACGAUAAUAAAGAGGAGGGUGAGACUGAGCAAGAACGGGUUCUUGACGAUGAGGAGAUUGAUGAGCGGUGCGAGGCUUUGAGGCAGAGGCUGCUUUCGGAGCUGGAUUCGGAAUUGGAGCGCGGCGAUAAGAAGAUUGAUAGGAGGAAUUUGAAGUCUUAUCAGGUUCAUGAGCUUGCGGAGGCAAAGAUUGAGGAGACGGAGAGGUUGCGUCGGGCAUUUGGAUUGAAAGAGGAUAGGGAGACUGGAGAGAUUUCCGGCUCGAGGGAUCGGGGACGCAGGGAUUAA